Chironomus riparius is the source of this 2391-nucleotide messenger RNA. Lineage: Eukaryota; Metazoa; Arthropoda; Insecta; Diptera; Chironomidae. The record is from the annotation of a GenBank genome assembly.
AUGAGUAAUUUUUUUCAAAAAAACAUUGGAAAACUCCGAAAUAUUGGAAAAUUAAGCAAUCAAAGUGGAUUAAAAAGGAAAAGUACGACUUACUAUGAGCUUACUUCCGAUCACAUUUCACAAAUUCUCGAUGGACAAGCCUUAGAUUUUAGUGAUUCUCACUUCCAGUACCUAAAUAACUUAGUCAAUCAUGAUUGGAAGAAUUUGGCGGGAAAAUUAAAACAAAAAUUUUUAACCUCAAAUUUUACAUUUCAAAAUGAAAGUUUAAAGUUUGAAAAGUUGGCAGAAAUAAGUUCGGAAGUCUUUAAUUCAUUAAGUUCUGAGCAGAUUGUGGAUGUGCUGGAUGGGAAGGAACUAGUCAUUGGUAGCAUGAUUCAGAAUAGAACAGAAUUUUACUUAGAAAGGAAGCUAAUUUUUGAGGACAUUAAGGUUGGGUAUAUAUUUUUGGAAUUCCUACAGAAUUUUAAGAACAAGACGGUCCAUGACUUAUUUGAGAGAUUUCCGGAAUAUAAAGUAUUCUUAAGUGGAGUUCCAUAUGAAGCUUUGAUAUUCAUUGAGAACUUACAAGUUGAUAAAUUCACUUUACAAGAUAUUUAUGCUUUAAUUCAGGAUAUCGGCUUUGAUAUAUACGCUGAGGUUGUCAAGGAAAUAGAGAAGCAAGGAUUCAUUAAAGAUUACGAUCAAUUUCUAGCUGACCUCAAUUCCGACAAACUUAAAUUCAUCCAACACGACUUCGAUAAAGUCUUUCAAGAAGCGAAAAAGUCAAAAAUCUUCAUUUUAUCAUCAGAAGCUGGUGCUGGCAAGACGGUGACUUUUGAGCAGCUUGCAAUGAGGAUUAAGAAGAAGAAUCCAAUUCAGUGGGUGUCGUACAUCGACAUGAAGGACUUUGUUAACUUAUAUAAAAGGUUUAAAGAUGGUGAGGAGCUUUUGACUCACAUUUUGAGGUUAGGAAGUGAAAAUGAAUUCGAAAAGAAGGUUUUUGAGGUGCUGUACAAGUCAGGCAAUGCUGUGCUGCUUUGGAAUGGCUUCGAUGAAAUUUCACCAGAUUAUAAUAAAUUUAUUAUCGACAUUCUGACUCAAGUUCGUGAAAAUACGCAAAAUGUUCAGUUUAUAUCAACUCGACCGCUUUUUUCACUGCAGCUACGCGACAAAUUUAAGAAAAGAACCUUCCAGUUGAUUCCAUACAGCAAAGCACAGCAAGAAGAAUUUUUAAGGAAAUUUUUCACAUCCAAAAAUGUUGAAAAGUCAAAAAUUGACAGAAAUAUCGGAAAAAUUCAAAAAACAAUCAAAAGUUUGCUAGUCGGUGGACUGACAAGUGAAGCUAAGGAGACAACUCGUGACUUUAACACACCAUUGAUGCUUAAGCUAGUCGCAGAAAUUUAUGUCGAUAACGAUCAAGUUGAAUCAGAUAAUUUUUAUGAAAUUUAUCAACAGUUUGUCGAGAAGAAGGUCGGCGUGUGGCUGGACAGCAGUCCAUUUGUGAAGAAUAUUGUCAAUAAGCUGCUGUCACGAAGCUUCAAUAUAAUCGAAAUUUAUCAAAAAUAUUCACUGCCUAAUGAGCUGUACGAAGCUCUUCAUCUCCAAAUCAUAUUUGAACUCAAAAAACUCAAAGUCAUGUCCCGUCAAAUUCCAAGUGGACUUCCAAAAACUGAAAUAUCAAGGAUGGGAAUUUUGUACAUAAAUGACGACACAAAGUUCGAGUUUGCUCAUAAAACUUUAGAGGAAUUUUUUACAGCUCAAUAUUUUAUUGAGAAUAUUUACAAUGCAGACUAUGAUGUAAGUCCAGAAGAAGCUUAUUAUAGGCUUGAAAUAUUCUUUUAUAUUGCACAGAAUUACGGAUACAAUCAGGUCAUGGUUACUGAUUUUAUGAUAUCAUAUUUGGAUAAAGUUAAUGGAGUAGACGGUCAACAUCGUGUUCGACGGGGGAUUGUUAUGGAAAAUGAAGGGGAUUUGAGGUUAGGAAGGAUUGAUUUUGAUAAAAAGUCUUCUAAGUUGAGGUUAGGUUCUGAUAAAAGAGAAUUUGUAGCAAAAAAUGAAAUUUUGAGGUUAAGUCACAGUGAAUCUAUCAAAAAUGUUACUAUUUUGAGGUUAGGUGCAGCAAGUUUCAGCAAAACAGAUAUCAAUGGAGAAAUGAGGGCAGAAAGCAACACUCUGGUCCAAAAUGAUAUCAAUUUGAGGUUAGGAUCAAAAAGUGGGCACAAAAUUGAGAAGCUUAAAAGUUUGAGGUUAAGCGAAAAAAGUAAAGUUCAAAAAGACAAUGCUUCAAUGUUAGGAAGCGAUGAAGCUAUGAUCUUGACCAAAAAUGACACAUCUUUUAGGUUAGAUCAUGAACAAUCCAAGAGUCAGAAGGGCUACGGAAACAACUUCAUACCAGAUGGACGAUCAUUUUAG